Molecule: messenger RNA, 619 nt
Organism: Suillus plorans
Lineage: Eukaryota; Fungi; Basidiomycota; Agaricomycetes; Boletales; Suillaceae
Exons: 2
Coding region: 1-246 (81 amino acids)
Source: RefSeq, a predicted model, not a curated record
AUGCAUGCUGGCGGACGCCCCCUUGCAUCACUGAUCAUUGAUCAAGACAAUUUUGACAUCGCUGUUGAGACUACACAGGAUCUUGGUUCACCCUUCGCAUGGGCACCUCCGCUCUCGACAAAGCCUCGUGAUGCAGACGACCUUCUUGCUGGAGAUCACGAGGAUGGAAAGGAUGAGAGCUUUGAUGGAGUUGAAGUGCUCGAGAAAAAGGUUUUGGCGAAUUGGAUCGGGUUGAACACGGAAUGAUUCCACGAGCCAUUCUAGAUGGGGUUGAGGUAGUUAGUUACAAUGGCGAGGAUGACGGAUGGGACGAGGCAACACUGAUGUCGCCGUUAGGAAUGUUAUACACAUCACGAUAGUCUGGUUCUGCCGCCCCGGAAAACAACCAGUUUUGCUGGCAGUUCUGCUCCUUAUACUAGUUCCAUGGGAGUGGUUUGGCGUAUCGAUUUUAUUUUCAUUGCGAACAUCACUCGCUGAUGAGUCCAAUGUGAGUAGGGAACGCCUCUGAACAAGCUGAAAAUUUUGACGGCAGCACUACACGGAGUGAAAAAGGAAUAAUAUAUGGUUGACGAUGAAUCGAGAUGUUGAUGUGACGACGAAAAGGAUCCCGGAAUAGUGG